Scomber japonicus (chub mackerel) is the source of this 2290-nucleotide messenger RNA. It is a transcript of the gene six4a, whose product is annotated as SIX homeobox 4a. The record is from RefSeq and is a predicted model, not a curated record. Gene Ontology annotation, cellular component: nucleus; transcription regulator complex. The transcript is spliced from 3 exons. Gene Ontology annotation, biological process: regulation of transcription by RNA polymerase II. The coding region runs from base 164 to 2203 and encodes 679 amino acids. Gene Ontology annotation, molecular function: DNA-binding transcription factor activity, RNA polymerase II-specific; RNA polymerase II cis-regulatory region sequence-specific DNA binding. NCBI's taxonomy places the organism in Eukaryota, Metazoa, Chordata, Actinopteri, Scombriformes, Scombridae.
CCAGCUCCAGUCCCCGCAGAGUAAAAGUCACGUUGGAAGGAAAAGGGGAGAGAGAUAUCUACUUACAGCUGCUGUCAGAUAUCCGAUCGCAUUCGCAUGGCGAGGAGGUAACCUGAUCGAGCUGGGAGGAGUGACUUUACCAGGGAAGGCUUGAACAAAAAAAAUGUCUUCUUCUUCUGCCGGAGAAGUCACAACAGCUAAUGACAUCAAGAGGGAAAAUGUAAAGGAAGUGGAUAAGCGGGAGUGCAUCAAGCUUGUGGCGCUGGACGCGGCGGAGUUGUCCAUGGAGCGCACGACUCCCAACGCAGACACGGUGCGCACGGAGCUGUUGGUGAGCGCCGCUUCCUCCCUGGCUUUCUCCCCGGAGCAAGUGGCGUGUGUCUGCGAGGCUUUGCAGCAGGGAGGCAAUGUGGACCGGCUGGCCAGGUUCCUGUGGUCCCUACCACAGAGUGACCUGCUACGCGGCAACGAAAGCAUCCUAAAAGCCCAAGCCCUCGUUGCUUUCCACCAGGCUCGGUAUCAGGAGCUGUACAGUAUUUUGGAGAACCACAGUUUCAGCCCGUCCAACCACACUUUUCUGCAAGAUCUGUGGUACAAGUCCCGGUACACCGAGGCGGAGAAGGCGCGGGGGAGACCCUUGGGCGCAGUGGACAAGUACCGGAUCCGGAGAAAGUACCCUCUCCCCAGGACUAUCUGGGACGGCGAGGAGACUGUUUAUUGUUUCAAGGAGAGGUCCCGAAACGCGUUGAAGGAUCUGUAUAAUCAGAAUAGGUACCCCUCUCCUGCCGAGAAAAGAAAUCUCGCCAAGAUUACAGGACUCUCCUUGACCCAGGUCAGCAACUGGUUCAAAAACAGGAGGCAGAGAGACAGAAAUCCUUCCGAGGCACAAUCAAAAAGUGAAUCCGAUGGUAACCACAGCACAGAGGAUGAGUCUAGUAAAGGUCAGGAGGAGUUGUCUCCCCGACCCCUCUCUAACUCCUCAGAUGGGGUGAUCACACAUGGGACCCUUCCCAUUCAAACAGGGCCUCUGGACAGUGGGGUGGUCAUUCAGCAGAUCGGGGAUAUCAAGAUGCCCCCCGGUUCCAGCAGUGGUGGUCUCUACAAUGGCAGUCUAGUAACAAGCAACACCUCCUCCACCGUGUUUCACAAUGGUAGCUCGUCUUACCUCCACACACCCGGAAACAUCCUCUUCAACGGGCUCAAUUUGGGCAUCCAGCCCUUGGCCUUCAACCCUCUGAGGCCGUCUGGUGGGGUUCUGCUGGGGGGCUCUGGAGUGGACAUGCAGAUGCAGUCGGGGCAGGAGAAGGGACUGGGCAGCUCUGCUGAGGACUCAGCCCUGCAGUAUGGCUCCUACUCUGGCUGUGUGAAUGGGGCGGAGGUGAAGCUGGAAGGGGUUCACACCAUGGCUGCUCAGAACGGGGGCUCCUCUGUGCUGACGUUCAGCUCCUCAUCAGGUGCACUCCAGCUGGGCGGCUACAACCUGGUGCAGGUACCGAGCGGAGUGUCUGACAGUGAUGGCAGCUCAUUACUCAACAGCAACGUAGGUCUUCCUCCCCUGCAGCUCUCUUCUUCGUCUUCUUCCUCAACUCCAGGUACCAUGUCUCUAAACAACGUAGCAGUGAGCUCCUCCAACGAUGACUCGUUCCAGCAGCAGGAAAAGCUGACCAUGUCGUCCCUGCACCACAGCACAGUCCUCUACAGCAUGAGCAACGUCGGCCAACCGUCCAUCAAGAAGGAACCUCUGGAGAGAGGCGUCUACUCCUCGUACCACCACGGACUCCACCUGGACCCCAAUGGUCAGAUUAGCUACACUACCCCCAACUCUCAAGAGAUUCCCUCUAGCCAAGGUCCCAUCUCAGCCGCGGAGGUCCCCACCAUCACAUCGUCCAGCCCAGAGCCUGAGGUCUACACCACCCUCACUGUCAGCACACCCCUGAUGGCCCAAACGGACCCAAGCAGCCACCACCACCUUCAGCCCACGGAGUACCUCGGGGGCCACGAGGUUAGGGGAGGCCACCUGAUGGGCCCCGGCAUGAACAGCGAAUACAUGAACCUGUCAGAGAACAAGGUGGACGGCUCGGGCUCAGGAGGAGGCGUGAACGAGAUGGUGCGGGCAAUGUGCGGGGAGAUGGAGGCUGUGGAGGGGAAGGAGCUAGCCAAACUACAGACAGUGCAGAUGGAUGAGGACAUGGCUGACCUUUAACCUCAAUCUCCUUACAGAAGCACUCAUGUCGGCCCAAGCAGUGAUAUGGUGAAACUUUUUACUUUUGUGUGUGUGUGCGUGUGUGUG